GAGAAAUGGUGAAAUAGGAGUAAAAUGGUGACUGGCGCGAGGGCUUUCAGGAAACGCCUCUCCACCACAACAAACGACGCCAUAGGCAGAAAGGACGCUCAGCUCUCUUAUUUUUCUCUCCUGAAGGCUCUGGAGGUGAUUGUCAGUGAGGGAGAGAGCCAGCUCCCUCCUCUACCUCCCAGUCCUCAGUAAGAAUCAGUUAGUACACUGGGGACCAGACAAGGCUCACCAUGGAUGCCGUGCCUCCCCAGUACCCGCCGAGGACUGUGUCCCAUGCUGCCUCACAGACCAUGCCAGAGAUACCCCAGCAGCAGCAGCAACAACAACAGGUGCAGCCAACUGAUGCACAGGUAGCAACACAAAUUGGCCUUUGGCUGCAGACUAAUGAGAAGCCAUAUGAGUGUGAGGAGUGCAGCAAGCGGUUUGCGCAGGAGAGCCACCUCAACAAUCACAUUGUUUGGCACCGCAAGGUUAAACGGUUUGAGUGUGAGCUGUGCCACAAGAGAUUCACUAUGGAGAGUCACCUUGAUAGCCACAUGAUUGUGCACAGCGCUGAGAAAAACUUCAAGUGUGAGCUGUGUGACAAGAGAUUCACUAUGGAGAGCCACCUGAACGGACACAUGCUGGUACACAACCAGGAUAAAAAGUUUGAAUGUGAGCUAUGCCAGAAGCGCUUCACUAUUGCUUCCCACCUGCGUAGCCACAUGUUGGUGCAUGUCAAGGACAAGCGUUUUGAGUGUGGUCGUUGUGGCAAGCGUUUUGUGCAGAGGAGUCAUCUCAACAGCCACAUGAAUGCACACAAUGUGGAGAAGAACUUUGAAUGUGGCAUUUGUGGUAAAAGAUUUGCCUUGGAAAUCCACAUGAAUGCACACCAUUUGAUUCAUACAAUGGAGAGAAAAUUUGAAUGUCCUGUGUGCAACAAACGGUUCACAAUGGGUAUCCACCUCAAUGCACACAUGCUGAUGCACAAUGUGGAGAAAAAAUUUGAAUGUCUGAUCUGUGGCAAGCGGUUCUCUAUGGAGAGCCACCUGAAUAGCCACAUGAUUGUGCACAGUGAGAAGCGUUAUGAAUGUGAAGUGUGUGGCAAACGCUACACCCGCAAGAGUCACUUGAAUAGCCACAGUUUUGUGCACAGCGAGGAAAAGCGCUAUGAGUGUGAAGUGUGCCGGAAGAAGUUUGCCCAGAAAAGCCACCUGAGUAGCCACCGUGUGGUGCACACUGAUGAGAAGCGCUUUGAGUGUGAGGAGUGUGGCAAACGCUUCCUCCAGGAGAUCCACCUUAAUAGCCACAUGUACGUCCAUACAGCUGAGAAGAAGUAUGAACGCCAUGACUGGAACAGACCGCCUGUCCCACAGGGACAUGUCAAUGGCCACAAGUUUGUGCACAAUGACAUGAAAAAAUUUGAGUGCGAUGAAUGUGGAAAGCGGUUCUCCCAGGAGAGUCACUUGAACAGUCACCGGUUUGUGCACACACAGGACAAGACCUAUGAGUGUGAGGAGUGUGGUAAGCGGUUCAGACAAGAGAGCCACCUCACCUCUCAUAUGUUUGUUCACAGUGAGAAAAAGAGAUAUGAGUGUCCGGAGUGCGGGAAGCAGUUCUCCCAGGAAAGCCACCUCAACAGUCACCGAUUUGUGCACGGCGUAGACAGGAAAAACGACUUUAUCGACUAUGCCAAGCAGCCUCUCCCAGGAACAGUCCCACAGAAGACCACAUACCCUACCAGCCAAAACACUGUCCCAGUGGCAGCUGCAGAAAAGAAGCCCGAGGUGUACCAAGAAAAUGCAAAACUGUUCCCCCAGCAGCCAUACCAGCCCACACAUGCGUACCCACAGUGGGAGCAGGUGCGAACCCUGUGGUCCUUGUAGCCCAAUGUUUUUGACAAACCUGUGCAGGAAUUAUAAACUAUCUCAUAGCAGAACGGAGGAUGGCGAGGAGCAAUCCCUGAGGCUAAGAGAAGAGGUUGUGGCUGGGUGAGAGGCAGUGCUGGCAGUUGUGGUGGCAGUUUGGUGUCACAUGUUUACACUUCCUCUGUUCCCAUAAAAUUACUGUUGACAAGAGCAGCAGUCUCCAUCUUUUAUUAAAUUGAGUACUUCUAGGGAGUAUAACCUGUAGCAUCACUGUUCAAAAGAAUGGCACCAACUGUGAGGACAAGCUGCACUCCCAAGGUAUGACAAGUAGCCCUGCAGCAGGGCUGCAUCAUUGUCAUCCCUCACACCCCAGAGGACCAAAGUCUCAGUGCUGGGUGAGGCAGUGAAAACCUACCCAGUCAUUGUCUGACCUAGUAGUCCCCUUCCCUUUCUACAAAUGUGUCCCUGCCACACCUGUCUGAGAGUAAUACCUCACUGCCUGCCCUCUCUCCCCCAAAGUGGCCUGACCUUCACCCUAUGUAUUUUAGUAACUAUUAUUUAUAUUCUUGAUGAUUGCCAGGGAAUGGGACUCUGUAGCUGAACAUUGCUGGUUUUUAUAAUUCCAAAGGUGUUUUGGGGCCAGGACAUACUGGUGGUCACAUGUAGCUUCCACCCAGCAGCAGUGUGCAUGUGUAUUGGUACAGUAUAUGUACAUAGGUGUAUAUAUAUGUAUAUACUUGAGUAUGUCCAUAUAUACAGUGGUGUAUAUGUACAGUAUUUUUACCGUUAUUUUUGCCAUUUCUUUGCCAAUCUACAAGAUAGAGUGAUGGCAUGGUUGUCCCUUAAGUUUAUUUAACCAGAACACUAUCCUGUAGUUUUCAUAGAGCACUGGACUGUUGCACUAUUAUAUUGGGGGUGCGGGGGCAGGUGUGGAGGUGGUAGACGUAUCGCAGGUUGGACGCCACCUUGCUGAUAUAACACGUGCAUAUUUGAUCUGUGCACCACAGCUUCAUCAUCUUGUGUAAACCUGAAGUGUUUUUGACUGAGACUCUCUAAAAGCCUGCAUUGAAAAUGGGACAUCAGCACCAUAACAGAGGAAGAGUGGAUUGAGUAGACAAGAUGAAGUUGUACUUUAUUUAUAAUUCACAUCUGAAAAAUUUUGGAGUUUGUAGUAUGAGGAAAGGACCACGUUGGAAGGUUGGACUAGGUUAUAUAGUGUGCAUCUCACUCUUCACUGGAAGGGAACAAGGUGGCUUCCCUCCUUCUGGGGAUAGGGAGGAGAUAACAGUAUAGUAA
Scylla paramamosain (green mud crab) is the source of this 3143-nucleotide messenger RNA. Its product is annotated as zinc finger protein 160-like. The record is from RefSeq and is a predicted model, not a curated record. NCBI's taxonomy places the organism in Eukaryota, Metazoa, Arthropoda, Malacostraca, Decapoda, Portunidae. The coding region runs from base 231 to 1865 and encodes 544 amino acids. The transcript has 2 exons.